AGUUAGCUAGUGGAGAUGUCGGCAAUGAGAAAGGAAGCGCUGCUAGUUGCCGCAAUCGAUGAGCUUUUUUCAAGUUCGUCUGACAGCGAAGACGACAUGCUGAUCGACCUCAUCCAAAAACAAUGCGGUGAAGAGCGGCCGAAAGUGGACAGGUUCGUUGAACGGGUCGUCAGGCGCCUCGACGACACCGGAUUCCGGAAGCAUUUCCGGGUAAGCAGGAGCGUCUGCUACCGGCUGAUUGCGGAUUACGAAAACUCCAGUUUUUAUCCAAAGCAUCAUGGAGGCCCACAUCCGCAGAAAUCGGCUGAAGAGCACGUUCUUUCGUUUCUUUGGUUUGCAGGAAACAAAACUACCGAGCGAGCCGUCGCCGUCAUGUUUGGAAUGGCGGAGAGCACUGUGAAUGGAAUCAUCGAACGUGUGGCAGGCUACUUGGACAGCAUCAGCGCGGAUGUGAUGCGCUUCCCAGACACACCUGAAAAAAAAAGAGCAGCCAGCGCCAAGUUCGAAGAAAUUUCAGGUUUUCCAAAUGUCUUGGGAUGUAUUGACGGAACAUACAUAGAAACGAGGUGCUCAGCCGGGAAGAUUGCCUCAACAUAUACAAACAGGCACGACAAGAAGUCAUACGGCGUUCAGGCAAUUUGCACUGCUGAUCGCAAGUUUGUGGAUGUGUUCCUUGGCCCCACAGGCAAGAUGCACGACGCUGAGACAUUCAAGCGCAGUUUCGCUUUAGAUAAACUGCCAGGAGUUUGUGAAGGCAAGUAUCAUCUGCUUGGUGAUGCCGCCUAUCCACUCCGAGAAUAUCUCCUGACACCAUUCAGGGACUAUGGUUCGCUGACCCCUGAAUGUGUACAAUAUAACUUGCGCUUGAGCCAAACACGUGUACGCAUUGAAAAUGCUUUUGGCCUGCUGAAAGGACGUUUCAGGCAACUUUUGUACUUGGAAUUCUGGACGGUAAAGAAGGCCACAUUGUUCAUUCUUGCAUGCUGCGUACUCCACAACAUGUGCAUUGAAGGAGGGGACAAUGGCCUUGACUAUGAGGAUGUGGGUACCACAAAUGCCAGCAGGCCAAACCCGAUUGAAAUGCUAACCUUUGUAGACUCAAAAACAGAAAAAGUGCUGAAGCAACUAGGAGAAAAAAAACGGAAGCAAAUUGUACGGUACCUUCAGACCAUUCAGUGAGCCAUGACUAUUUACUACUGAAUCUGGCUGUUCAUCUAUUUUUACGGUUUAGCUUCAUAAUGGCUUUCAUACCUCUUUCCUGGCCAUAAGAAAAAUAAGGGUUCACUGCAGGGUUCACAUUAUUUUCUAGUGACAAUUUUACAUUAUUGAUAUUAGCAUGCAGCACGAGAAUAAUGCAGGCAAUUGAAUGUAAUAUUUCAUUACUUUAUGGUGACUUUUCGUUGUGGUGACAGUAGUCCUGCUUAGAUAACAAAUGAAUGAAAGAAGCUGUCAAAACAGAUAUUUAGAGCAUUUAAGGACUUUUAUCACUUUCAAAGAUAUUGUGCCGGCAGGUUUUUGUAAGUAGUAGGCUACGACAAAAUGUCUGCUUGGAAUUACCAUGUAGAAUAACACAGAAGUGUAGGAGGUAAGAGAGAGUGUACACUGCAUUUUAAUGUUCGGUGCACCUGCUGCUGUUGACCAAGCAUGGCUGAGAGAGGGGACACCUGUACGCUGCAUUUCCAUGCAUCAGUGCCAAGAGUCUCAUGCUUAUGUGCUGCACUUUCAUGUUCUCUUUCUGGUAAGCCACAAUUCGUAAGAUACCCUUACCAUGCCUUGUUCUAACAGCUUGUUUUGUACAAGUGAUCCACAAAUAAAUAUUUUUUACCUUGCCUAGGUUCUCUGUCGUCUGUCUUGAGCCAG
Molecule: messenger RNA, 1860 nt
Organism: Dermacentor silvarum
Lineage: Eukaryota; Metazoa; Arthropoda; Arachnida; Ixodida; Ixodidae
Exons: 4
Coding region: 16-1179 (387 amino acids)
Source: RefSeq, a predicted model, not a curated record